Messenger RNA from Pocillopora meandrina, 2840 nucleotides. The record is from the annotation of a GenBank genome assembly. NCBI's taxonomy places the organism in Eukaryota, Metazoa, Cnidaria, Anthozoa, Scleractinia, Pocilloporidae.
GAAUUCUCUACGAGUGGAUUGUCGUGCGGUCUGGGUCACUCUGAGAUGCAGUCGUUCAAUUCAACAGAGGAACAAGGCUGCAGAAUUCCAGAUAUUAACCCUUUUGACAAGAAUGCCAUGUCUUAUUUCAUUACGAUGGCACCCAUGACUUGUGAGCUUAAAGCAACGUUGUUUACUAGAUACCUGGAUGGGUAUUUGAAGGUUGUCAACAGUCACGAUAGAGGUAAUGAUAAUGAUCGGAAGUUUUUGGUAUUUUCCUGAUCAUCGUAACCAAAAAAUGUAAUGGCUGUAAUCUCGAUCAGACAAAUCGUGUAGAAAGAAUUCGCCCAAAGAUCCCAUUAUGACCUUAGUCCUUCAAAUUGGGUCUCAGCACUCCAUUUUCUCUUUCAGAGUUGGAUAUGACAUGAAUACAAGCUUAAGUAAUGUCGAGUUGUUACAUUGCAUUGGGAAGGGGAGGACAAGGAGACUCGAAAACCACACUUUCAUUUUCAAAUAAGAAUCGAAUGUAACCAAGGUAACGCAAGAAUCGUCUCAUACUAUUUAUCGAUUGGUCUUUAACUGUGCCACAAACCUUUCAAGUAGACAAAUCAGAUUAAAAGUAAAGUCAGUUAAAUUAAUAGCCUUAUUUAUUGCCUUAUUUGGCGCAUGAUGCUUUUCCUUUUCCUGAUUUCAUAAUUACUGUGAUUACUCUAAGAUUACUUAACCAAGAUUCGAUCGAAAUGCGGACUAUUUUGUUAAAAAUAACGUUGCUGACAUUUUUUAUUUACAGGAGCACCUUUGAGGAGUAUUUCAGUUCAAACUAUCCACAGAAAAAACGCCUCUGAUUCGGGGUUCACUUUGGGAGAACCGACUCUUUUAAAGUACAAAGGCCCAACUUUGAAACUAGAACACGACUUUCUACAAAUCAAUGCCGAGUUCUCCAACGGAAUGAUUCAAAAGGAUUUUCAUGCACAAGUAAUCCCGAAACGAGAGGUCUUGCAACGAAAUGCCCGACAGGAAACUGGUUUACCUUUCAAUGUCAUAAUCCUAGCAUUAGAUCAGACAUCACAGGCAACUUUCCAACGUCUCUUACCAGAUUCGUUCAAGUUUCUUCGUGAUGAGCUCCAGUCCUUUAUAUUUGAGGGAUUUUCUCUUGUGGGAGAGGCGACCACACCCCAAAUCACAGCGCUAUUUACUGGCAAGACUGUGGAGGAGAACUGUAAAUUGCAUGAAGCACGGAUUGGAUUUGACGGCGCCAAGACUUUAGACGGGUGGCCAUUUAUUUUCAACACCUUUAAGGAGCAUGGAUAUGCUACGAUGUUUAGCGAAGAUGCACCAUCAAUUGGUAAGGCAUAUUUGUAUCUUUUCACAAUUUUUUGUGAUUGGAUUUUGUUUUUCACAUGAAAAGAUUGCGGCGUGAAGAUAUUGCUCACUUCCGAUCCAUUUAUAAAUUAAGGCGAUUGGUAGAGUGAUUCAAAAAUGUCUGCCUGGAAUGAAUAACCAAGGAUUAAUCGAUUUCCUUGAAAAGUCAAAAGUGUUCCUGGUUCCUGUUGAGGUAAACAGAGGAUUUAAGAGGGAUUUGAUCAAGUUACCUUAAAAUUUUAAAAAUCACUCUCGAACUACCGGAGCGAACAAAAUCCAAUCUACAUUAAUCGGGCUUGUCCGGCCCUCCCACACAGUCAUGAAGUACAUUGCAUUUUCCAGCGCUCGACACUUUGUGUAACAUAGAAGUAACCUUUCCUCUUAUCAAUAUAUUCCAAUAUAUUACAUUCUGCCUUUCAGCAACUUUCAAUAUGAGACUCAAAGGUUUCAACAAACAACCCGCAGAUCACUACGCGCGUCCCUUUUGGUCAGCGGUACCGCACAACUCUGACAGCGGACUUCAUCCAUUCUGUAUCAAUGCACAACCGCAGCACGUUAUUCAGCUUGAAUAUCUGAAAAGCCUGUUCAGAGCUUAUCCCCAGACGCUUAAGUUUGGAUUCACCUUCGUGAGCAGUUUGUGCCAUCAUGAAUCAAUCAUGCCACUUGGAUCAGCCGCUAAAGACUUUGUUACAUUUUUCCAGGCCAUACGUGAAUCUGGAUUUUUGAAUAACACGAUUUUUGUUGUCAUGGGAGACCACGGGGCGAGAACGGGGGAGUUCCGAUCCACAAUUCAGGGGAAACUGGAGGAGCGUUUGCCACUACUAUCCAUUACACUUCCUUCUAAAUUCCGUUUAAAGUAUCCAGAACUUGUGCAGAAUCUCAAGCUCAAUACAAAAGUUAUUACUUCACCUUUAGAUCUACACGCAACCUUUAUGCACGUGUUAAAAUACCCUGCCGACCCAUCAAAUUCUGAGCUUACCCGAGGGACAAGCCUCUUUUCAGCGAUCCCUCGAAAUCGAACAUGCCAAGAUGCUUUGAUUCCCGAGUACUUUUGCCCUUGUGUCCGGUGGUUGCCUAUAAAUACCAGUCAUGCGCACGUUCGCAUAAGUGCAAUGCGCGCCGCUGACUACAUAAAUAAUUUGCUUGUGGAAGUUGGUCAUCUUUGCGAGAAACUAUCAGUGGAUGACAUAAUAAGCGCAUGGCAGGAAAUGUCCAGCAUUAAAGUACAAACUUUUAAUGGCAUUGAGAACGGAAUGGGUUUAGGAUUUGGUAAAGCAAAUUUUGAAUCUACACCGACACCCAGUGAGUGCACCUACCAACUUAGAUUUCGAACAAAGCCGGGCAGUGGAGAAUUUGAGGCAUCGGUUAAAAUUAUUGAGGGGAAAUUUAUCGUGAGCGGGCACAUCAGCCGUAUUAAUAUCUAUGGUUCCCAACCCAACUGCAUCAAGGCUUCACAUCCGCAUCUUAGAAAAUAUUGUUACUGCAGCCACCAAGGCUGA